Molecule: messenger RNA, 1535 nt
Organism: Physcomitrium patens
Lineage: Eukaryota; Viridiplantae; Streptophyta; Bryopsida; Funariales; Funariaceae
Biological process (GO): protein homooligomerization
Source: RefSeq, a predicted model, not a curated record
CACCCGUCAUCAUCAUUCCAGCUUGAGGACCAGAACCCAGAUCUCCAAUCGUGUCGAUGCAGCCAUUUGAAGUACGAGAGUGAUCAUCAGUGUCGUCGUGGCUUGAUGGAGAUGUGAUGCGGAUUGAUCACAUGGAGUGAUCGGUACCAAGUUCAAAAUCCUUUCCCCGUGCUCAGACGCACGGCUCUUGCAUUCUUCGCUGUCUUUGCAGUUGUGUGGAUUCUUAGUGUGGGUGGUGUGUGUUGAUGUGAUUCGUGAAUAUGGGGUCACCCACCUCGUCACUUCAGAUCAGGUUAGAUAUCGGAGGAGUUAAGUUUACAACCACGGCGAGCACCCUCGCUAGGAGAAACGCGAAUUCAGUACUAGCUGCCGUAGCUAAUGAUUGCCUCCAGAAAAGCCAAACCCCGGGGUAUGAGUGUGAGACCGUGGUUUUUGAUCGAGAUGGGACGCACUUCAAGCACAUCCUGAUUUGGCUUCGUGACGGGGUCGUCACCCGCGGGCUGAAGACGUCCGUGUACCUCGAGAUUCUUCGAGAAGCAGAGUAUUACACGUUGCCGGGUUUGAGGAAGUCUGUCAAGCGGAUUCUGGGUACGUACGACGAUAAGGUCCCGGAGGACGUCAAAAGUGCUGCUCAGACUCCGGAUUUGAGACGAUUGGAUGUUAUACGAUUUACUCAUUGUGGACUGAAGUUGCGAGGAGUGAAUCUGUCGGGGCUUGACCUGUCCAAUCUGGAUUUAAGUGGUGGAGAAUUUCAAUAUGCUCGACUGUACAAUACCAACUUCGAGAAUUGUGACCUCCGUGAUGCGAACCUUGAAUAUUGUGACGCUGGUGGGGCUAACUUCAGGAAUGCAAAUCUUCGGUUUUGCAACUGCACUGGUGCGAAGAUGGUUGGAGCGGUACUCGAUGGUGCGGAUAUGUUCCUCGCCAAAUUCUAUUCAGCACGCCUCAAGAAUGCAAGUCUUCGCAAGACGAUUGCGGUUCGCGCGGAGUUCAACGACGCCAACCUUUCAAGGUCAAAUCUGUCGGGAGCAUACAUGUCGGGAGCGUGCUUGAAAAAUGCAAACCUCACGGAUGCAAACUUAUCAGAUGUGGAGUUCAGCUUCAGCAAACACUGGAAAGCUGGAAGAGCUGAUUUCCAAUAUGCAACUCUCACCGGAGCUAACUUCCAUCAUGCAAAGCUGGAGGCAUAUUUCCUGAGGAAUGCUCGGGACUACGAGAACACCAUUAAUUUGGACGAAAGCAUCCGGAACAAAUUGGAACCACGUUUGCCUUGGAUGUUGGGAAGAAACUGGUUCAAGGUGCCUGCUUCUAAGUGAAUGACAUUACUAUCACUACCAUUCUUCUACCACUGCUGGAGUCUGAAGACAAAAGGCACCCAUGCAAAGCAAUCAGUCCUAACAUCCUGUAUGAUUCCUCCACUACUGUUGGCAGUGAUUGUGUACAGUUGGAGUGUCGGUGAAAUGCCGUUCAAGCGGACUUUCCUUCGUUACAACUUUGAUUGUUAAUUGAACUGCUGGAAUCAGCAAACUUUUCUA